AUGUCCGAGUAUCGAAACCAACUGUUCGCGCAGCUUCAUGCACCGAUUGCCGCCGAUCUCAAGCUGUCGAAGGCCCUCGAUGCGAAGAAGUACCAGACCGUCGUAGUAUCGCCGCGAUCGUACUUCGCUUUCACGCCUCUGCUUGCCUCAACGUCGGUCGGCACGCUCGAAUUUAGAACUGCGCUCGAGCCGAUACGUACGAGGAGGACAAACGUCAGCUUCUUCCAAGGGUGGGCGGAUGGGGUCGAUUUCAAGAACAAGAAAAUUACAGUUGAGGAGGCGAUCGAGGAUCAGGGGGUCUCGACAGCGCUGGUGGAAGAUAGACAUGCUGGGGAGUCGAAAGAGCAAAGACAUGAGAGGAGAGAGGUGGAGGCCAAGAAAGGCACGUUGUUCGACAUUACAUACGAUAAGUUGAUCGUCACUGUGGGUUGCUACAGCCAGACUUUUGGCACUCCUGGAGUAAAGGAGCACGCACUGUUCUUGAAAGAUGUUGGCGAUGCGCGCAAGAUUAGGAACCGUAUUUUAGCCUGCUUUGAAGCCGCAGCGCUACCCACAACGACGGACGAACAGCGCAAACAACUCCUCAACUUCGCCAUUGUCGGCGGAGGGCCUACCGGCAUCGAGUUCUCUGCUGAGCUGCACGAUAUCAUAACGGAAGAUCUCGCCCGCAUCUACCCCGAGCUAAUACCCUUUCACAAGAUCACUGUCUACGAUGUCGCCAAAAAAGUUCUUCCGAUGUUCGACGAGAAGCUAGCUAAAUACGCUAUGGAUACCUUUGCUCGCGAAGGAAUUGACAUCAGGACCGAUCACCACGUCGAAGAACUUCGGCCAGGCGCUCCCGGGGAGAAUCCCUCUUCAGAGGAUGACCAUGAAGUGUACACGUUGAAGAUCAAAGAGCAAGGCGAGAUUGGCGUCGGCAUGGUCGUGUGGAGUACUGGGCUCAUGCAGAAUCCCUUUGUCGCUCACGCUCUUAGCGAUGUGUACGAGGUUCCAAGCGACUUCAGGCGCCUCGAAGCACCCUCUAACGACCCUGACUCCCUCCACUGGCGCGUCAAGACCGAUUCAAAGACAGGCUCAGUAAUGACAGACAGUCGACUCCGAAUGAAGCUCAUCGCAGAGUCCGAAAACGAAAAGAAACCCGAAGCUAUCAUGAGGGACGUUUUCGUCCUCGGUGACUGUGCCAUCGUUGAAGGGACUCAAUAUCCUGCGACAGCGCAAGUUGCAUCUCAGAAAGCCUACUGGCUGGCGAAGCGCCUCAACAAGGGAGACAUUGACAAGUCGGGCUUCACAUGGAAGAACAUGGGUGUCAUGGCAUACGUGGGCAACUGGAACGCGCUGCUACAGGGUGGUGGCACUAGCGGCGGUAUUUCUGGUCGCCUUGCGUGGAUUAUCUGGCGUGGAGCGUAUCUGACCAAAAGCGUGAGCUUGAGAAACAAGAUUCUGAUUCCUACCUAUUGGGCGAUCAAUUGGCUAUUUGGACGAGAUAUCAGUCGCUUUUAG
Didymosphaeria variabile is the source of this 1500-nucleotide messenger RNA. RefSeq lists its product as uncharacterized. Gene Ontology annotation, molecular function: NADH dehydrogenase activity. Lineage: Eukaryota; Fungi; Ascomycota; Dothideomycetes; Pleosporales; Didymosphaeriaceae. The record is from RefSeq and is a predicted model, not a curated record. The transcript is spliced from 5 exons. Bases 1 to 1500 code for a protein of 499 amino acids.